Molecule: messenger RNA, 1148 nt
Organism: Sinocyclocheilus grahami
Lineage: Eukaryota; Metazoa; Chordata; Actinopteri; Cypriniformes; Cyprinidae
Product: bcl-2-related ovarian killer protein homolog A-like
Exons: 4
Coding region: 579-1148 (189 amino acids)
Biological process (GO): extrinsic apoptotic signaling pathway in absence of ligand; regulation of apoptotic process; release of cytochrome c from mitochondria
Cellular component (GO): mitochondrial outer membrane
Molecular function (GO): BH domain binding
Source: RefSeq, a predicted model, not a curated record
GAUGGAUGGAUAGAUAUGUCUAUGUUUGUUUUCUACGUUUGUUCUUUGAUUCAUCAAAUCUUCUGCUCUCUAAACACUAGCUCUUCUAGAAGGGCGGACAUCAAACCAUAACAGAGCUGGUUAUCUCCGCCUUAACGGAGAGCUUUUCCAUAGAAGGAGACUUCAUGCGUGCAGCCCAUCCAAACAAAGCGAAGACAGCACUGCCUCCUGACAGCAGUUUAAUCUUACCCUCACAGACUGCACGCACCUCACAAAUAUGUAGAGAGAAUAAUUUGCUGUCAUUAAAAAUGUCGCUAUUCGAGACUUUUUGCGCAUUUAAAUGACUUGCGAGAAACAGCAAAGGCAAUUGAUCAUUGAUUCUCUGCUCUUUUGACCGCUUUAUCAGGUUCACGUUCAUUCCAACAGAAGGUGACAGCGAGACUAUUCUACUGGUGCAGUAAAACACGCGAGUUUUCUUCUUUAUGCAGAUCGUUUAAGGCGCCAUCAGACUUUGGAAACAGAAGAGGGUGGAGAAGAAACACUUCCAUACACGGCGAUAAAGGUGGAGGUUGUCAGCUGCUUGUAAUUGAUCUCCACUCAUGAAGGGCAUGGAGAUGUUGCGCCGCUCCUCGGUGUUUGCGGCUGAAGUCAUGGAGGUGUUUGAUCGCUCUCCCACGGAUAAGGAGCUCGUGUCCCAGUCUAAAGUCUUAUGUAGGGAUUACAUUCACUCCAGACUUCAUCGGGCUGGAAUCGGAUGGUCGAAACCAGAGCACGGAUCUGGAGGAACACUGGCUGAGGUGUCUUCAGUUCUUCUGUGGUUGGGUGACGAGCUGGAGUACCUGCGACCCAAUGUGUACCGCAACGUAGCAAGACAGCUCAACAUCACAAUUGCCUCUGAGACUAUAGUCUCUGAUGCCUUUUUGGCCGUCGCUGCAGAAAUCUUCUCUACAGAUGUUGAGGGGGUUCUUGCCGUCAUGGACCGCAACAUAGUGCUCGUUGGCUUUAAAGCAGGGCACCCUCCUGCAUUCUUAACACACUCUGAGACGGACAUUACAAAGUGUGUAGUCAAUACAGAUCCCAGUUUUCGUUCUCAUUGGCUGGUGGCAGCUGCCUGUGCCUGUGGUCACUACUUCAAGGCUGUGGUCUUCUACCUGCUGAGAGAAAAAUAA